AUGUCACACAAGUCUCUAUUAGUGUUGUUAUUAGUAACAAUGGCAAUUGCUACUGAAAGUCCUGCUCUUUAGCAAUUAAGAAAAAAAUUAGAAUAAAGCGAAUAUAAUUCACAAUUAGUUGAUAUGUUGGAAUUAAGUUUGGCAGGCGGAUAAUUAGAUCGUGUUUUUGAGUUGUUAUAAAAAAUGAUCGAUGAUUUAACUGGAUAAAUUAAUUCUGCAAAUUUGGAAUAUGCUUCAAGAAUGGCUGCAUUUUAAUAGAGCAUAGAAUAAUUAGAGGCAAAUUUAGCAUCAUUAUAAAAUGAAGUUUAAACAACAAAUCGAAAAAUAGGAGAAAUUACAUAAUCAAUUUCAACACUUACAUCUACUAGUGUUUCCAUUAAGAAACAAUUAGAAGCAAUAAAUUAAAGAGAAGAGUAAAUCCGCGAUAAUAGAGCUAAGGAGAUCUAGUCUGUAUAAACUAAUUAGACUGCUGCUUAAAAGAUUUUAGGAGCUCUAGAAGAAAUUCAUGAUAAAUUGGUUAAGGCUGUUCUUUCAAAUUCAGGUUCAUUCCUUGAAGAAACUGAAAAAUAAGAAAUAAUAAAAUAAGUAAAACAAGAAUUAGGACAUAAACAUCCUCUUGCCUUAUUAUUAGAUUUAUCUGUGAAAUUUGAUGAAGUAACAGCUAGAAAAGCUAUUGAAUUAAUUGAAUAAAUAAUUGCAUCAAUUAAGGAUGGUUAACAAUUCAGAGAAGAAAAUCAAACAGCUGCAGAACAAAACUUUAACUCAUUAAUUAAUGAAGUGUCAAUUUUAAGAGAGAAAUUAGGAUAGGACAAUCAGAAGACUAGCAGCUCUUUGAAGAAUAGAUAAAAUGAUUUGAAUAUUGUAUAGAGAAGAAAUAAACAGUUGACUUUGAAUUAGGAAAAUACUUAAUAAUUAUUAGAAACGACAAGAGUUCAAAAAGAUUUAUAUGAUUCAAAUUUCAGAUCCAAUGCUAGUAAGAGAGAAGGACAAUUGAAUUCGUUAAAGACUGCCUUUUAAAUUUUAAGAGACAACGAAUAAGCAUUGAAAAAAUGA
Paramecium tetraurelia is the source of this 1053-nucleotide messenger RNA. RefSeq lists its product as uncharacterized. NCBI's taxonomy places the organism in Eukaryota, Ciliophora, Oligohymenophorea, Peniculida, Parameciidae. The transcript has 3 exons. The record is from RefSeq and is a predicted model, not a curated record.